CUUUGUCCUGCCCGUUUGCUACCUAGAGUCGUCUAAGAGCCUAUAUCCUGGACGCCAACGUCUGCAGAUCCACAAACUAGCUGCCUGCUUUUUUUUAAACAUAAGACUUGCAGAUCUGGGGUUGUCAAGCCGAUCUGCAGGUUCAGGAAUUUGCUGACGAGUUCAUUUAAGUAGGUUCUCGUCUCGGCAUAUGUCCGGUUUGAGUAUUCCUAUCAUUCACCGAAGAGCAAGCACCCGUCUCAACCUUCUACUUUGAGCCAUUAUUUGUCCUUGUUAUAGUACUUUAUCCUAUAGAAAGGCACAUGCAACAAGUACAAGUAAUGCACCCAAAUUCAAGGGUGGCCUUAGCAGCACCAGUCGACCCUUGCUACGUCGGCCCCGGUGGCCAUUUUCUUUCACUCCAUAUUCCCGAGUCUCCUACUCAAGCUCGUCCGUACAAAGGGGGCCUCGAAGUACCCGGCCUAUUCUGUUCCACAAGAUGGCUUCCUUCACGUCACCAACCAUCUUCUGUUUCACGAGCCCAGCGAUCGUUUCCUAUAUCCUCCAUGGACCGAAUUAACCCGCUCGAAUUAAUACGCUUGGCAAUACAAAAAGCGUUGCCAAAUAUUACCGUCGAGUCUGUUAGCCCAUUACCGACCUGUCGACUCCUAAGAUUUUUCAACGUUAAGAUCUCGGAUGGCAGAGCAUUAGUUCUCAGCCUGCCACCACCUCCGACACUGAGAUUACUCCGGUCUGAGAGGAGCUUGAAUCUUUCAGAGACCCUUGUAACAAAGUGGGUUCUUGAAGCAGUACUUGAGCCUCCUAUUAAGGUUGAGAAUAUAGCCCGGAGAAAUAUCAGCUCCGAUCAGCACGCUCAAGGCACACUGGUGAAGGAUGAACUGGAGAGUAGCUUUGAGAGGGAAAUGAGCUUGAGACGAGAUGUGCUCAAGUGUCUUCCCGUCCUCGUCACCCAUGUCCCUUCGUCGACGGAGUUGGGUUCUCCAUUCAACAUCUUCGAGCCAGCAAGAGGGGUCACUAUUCGUGAACUCCCUACGCCCUUAGCACCAUCUGAGAGAAGUAUGGUAGACUUUCAAAAAGGCCAACUCGUACGACAACUUUCGAGCUUCGUGUCACCGGAAGGGCUCUUCGGACCGGCUACGGCGGUUAUCAGUCCACAGCCACCGUCCACCGACUUACACGCGGCACAACUAGCUAAUCUCGGCCUUCGUAACUCGAGAACGUGGAAACAAACUUUCCAUUCUCUCCUAGAGGGCGUACUACGAGACGCGGAGGAUAUGGCCGUUACAAUUAGCUACGAGCCAAUCAGAAGCUACUUCAAUAGACUAGGACACCUCCUGGACGGUGUAACCACUGCCCGGCUGGUAAUACUAGAUGCAGCCGAUGACUUAAACAUACUAGUAUCGCGGACUUCAAACCAGAAUGGUAGCAAAGACGAGAACAACAAACAGUUAAUACCCACCCAAGAUACAAAUCAAAUCAAAACAGAAGACAUAUCCGAGAGAACAAUACCAGAACAAACCCCAGGAGACAAGACCAUAGAACCACCCGACGCAAAUCACCACCCCAUCACCGUCACCGGCCUCCGCGACUGGAGCAACAGCAUCUUCGGCGACCCUCUCUUCAGCGAAAUCUUCAGCCAAGACCCCACCCCAGACUUCCUCCGCGGCUUCCACCACCCCAACAACCACCCCAACCUCAUCGAAGACCCAGCCAGCGCCUCCGCGCGCCUCCUCCUCUACGAGUGCUACCACGCCACCGUAGGCGUAGUGCAGCAAUUCUACCGGCCCGGCCCCAGCAGCAGCGACCGCGAGAUCGCGGCGCGUCGACGGCUGGCUGCGGCGCUGAAGCAGCUUGAUGAUGUCGACGAUGAGAUUGUGGGGAAACGGGCGCGGAGGCCUAGUGCGAAUGUGGAGGCGUGGCCUGUUAAGAGGAGUAGGGGGGAGGGGGAGGGGGAGGGAGAGAGAGAAGGGGAAGGGGUUAAUGUAGGAAAAGGGGAGGGGGGUGGGGGGAUGGAAAGGGGGAGGAUAAAGGAGGAGGAGGAAGAUGAGGAAAAGGUGUAUGAGUCGAUUGAGAAAGAUGAAUAUAUACGUGGGCCUUGAUGUAUUUAAUUGCUGGUCUUGUAUAUAGGAGGGAUACUAAUUACAUACUUCGUACAUAGGUUAGGUACCUACCUAGAUACAUGUAAGUAGCUGGAGACUAUGUGUAUGGAUAGAUGGACAUA
Messenger RNA from Daldinia loculata, 2221 nucleotides. RefSeq lists its product as uncharacterized. The record is from RefSeq and is a predicted model, not a curated record. NCBI's taxonomy places the organism in Eukaryota, Fungi, Ascomycota, Sordariomycetes, Xylariales, Hypoxylaceae. The transcript has a single exon. Bases 303 to 2099 code for a protein of 598 amino acids.